AUGCCCACCAUCCUCACUCUCUUCUUGUCAAUCAUCUACUCCACGACAGGCAGAUCAACAAUCGUCUACGUCACAUUUGUCCGCUACUGCUCCACCACCACCAUCGAUUGCUCCUCCACAAAGUCAGCAAUCGUCGUCAACAUUGCACACGUCUGCUGCUCCACCACCAACAUUGAUUGCUCCUCCACCAGUUCAGCAAUCGUCGUCAACAUCGCAUACGUCUGUUGCUGCUCCACUACCACCACCAUCGACUGUAACACACAGGUCUGA
This is a messenger RNA of Acytostelium subglobosum LB1, 270 nucleotides long. RefSeq lists its product as hypothetical. The record is from RefSeq and is a predicted model, not a curated record. NCBI's taxonomy places the organism in Eukaryota, Evosea, Eumycetozoa, Acytosteliales, Acytosteliaceae. Bases 1 to 270 code for a protein of 89 amino acids. The transcript has a single exon.